Molecule: messenger RNA, 1330 nt
Organism: Betta splendens (Siamese fighting fish)
Lineage: Eukaryota; Metazoa; Chordata; Actinopteri; Anabantiformes; Osphronemidae
Gene: c21h3orf38
Product: chromosome 21 C3orf38 homolog
Exons: 4
Coding region: 70-987 (305 amino acids)
Source: RefSeq, a predicted model, not a curated record
CGGUAGGUUUUCUAGGGGAACACGAAUGGCCGAAAAGAGGCUGCGAUAUUUUGUUAUUCGCCGUUGAAGAUGUCAGGACUGUCAGAAAAGGAGCGCGCCGGGUGUAGAAAGCUGUUGAGUUUAUUGUCAAGGGGUGACUUACUUUCACUCUGCGACACAGUCACAAAUAGGUUAAUAGCUGUUGAAAACACUGAAGAAGCUACCGAAACAAUUCUGUCUUUCACUCAAACUGCCGAGGCGCUUCUGAGAAGAAAGAAGGUUCAUCGUGAGUUAAUUUUUAAGUUCCUGGCCAAAGAGGGGGUCACGAUGCCUCCGAACAGUGAGAAGCACCAGCUGGUAAAGAGAACCCUGGAGCUUUGGUCCUCUGGGAAAGCAGUGACAGGAGGUCCGGAUCAAAACUUUGAAGGAGGCAUGGAUGAAACCAAGCCGAGCCAAUCCACAGAAGCAGCCUCUGAUUCCAGUGUUAAGGCUGAGUUGGGCUUUGAACCAUUGCUCCUUGGUCAACAGUUCUGCCAGUGGUUCUUCCAGCUCUUGAAUAGUCAGAAUCCUUUACUGGGCCAGCAGCCUGAGAGCUGGGGUCCACAACACUUCUGGCCAGAUGUUAAGCUUCACCUCCUCUCCAGAACUGGCACCGAACAGACGGAGGAGUUUCUUGGUUCUGAACUAGUUAGCCUUCGACUCUUGGCGUUGACGAAGGAAGAACAUCUGCUCUUCAGCCCAAAUCUAGAUCCACGUGGCCUCAGGGCCCUGGCCUCCCCCCAUGGCUUGGUGCUGGUGGCCAUAGCUGGGACCAUCCACAGAGAAACAGCAUGUCUAGGCAUUUUUGAAGAAAUAUUUGGUCUCAUUCGCUCCCCACUUGAAAAUAACAGCUGGAAGAUCAAGUUUAUUAAUCUGAAGAUCAAAGGGCAGGAUGCUCUGGGUGGAACAGAGGUGGCAGCUCCUGUCUUGAAUUACAAUUCAAGUGAACUGCAGCUUCUCUGCAGGUGAUGACACUUCUUUUAUGUUCUUUACUUUGGAAAGGUUCAUUUGAAAAUCUUAACUCAGUUCUCAUCUCUCUUCUUAACCACCUGUCACUUUUACCAAAAGCAGUUUUCUUUUAAAUUUCUGACCUAGAAUAUAUACUUGACAACAGAAAAACGUUUCUCUUGUUUUUCUGCUUUACUGAAGACUAUAACGUUUUUCCUUGUUUAGGAAACAUGUCUUUUAAAUCUACUGUACCAUAUUUCAGGCAAUGUUAUGCUUUGAUGUGCCUUUUGUAAAAUUUAUGCAGAUUUGUUUUGUAAAUAUGUGUCAUAUAAUUUAUAUAUAUAAAGAUUAUAGUAAAACUUAA